Molecule: messenger RNA, 837 nt
Organism: Plasmodium vinckei vinckei
Lineage: Eukaryota; Apicomplexa; Aconoidasida; Haemosporida; Plasmodiidae
Product: rhomboid protease ROM1, putative
Exons: 4
Coding region: 1-837 (278 amino acids)
Biological process (GO): proteolysis
Cellular component (GO): membrane
Molecular function (GO): serine-type endopeptidase activity
Source: RefSeq, a predicted model, not a curated record
AUGAGUAACAUCCAUACAUUAGCAGACUAUAGAGAUGGAUAUGGCGAGGAUCUCCCAUUCAAUAGAACACCAGGGUAUUAUGCGUCACAGAGUAGUUUUAUUCAAAGAUCAAAACCUAUUGACGUAGUUAACUUGAUUUUCCCCCAUUUCACAUGGAAAAGUUUUGUUAUGGUUAUUUCCAUAAUACAGAUUAUCGUUUUUAUUGUGUCUCUUAGUAUAAACCCUGCCGAAUUUCUAACUCCUUCUGGCAGUACAUUAGUAACACUAGGAGCAAAUGUUGGAUCAAAAAUAAAAAACGGAGAAAUACACAGAUUAAUAUUGCCUAUAUUUUUGCAUGCAAAUAUAUUUCACGCAUUUUUUAAUGUGUUUUUUCAAUUAAGAAUGGGAUUUACUCUUGAAAAAAAUUAUGGAAUAUUAAAAGUUGCGAUUUUAUAUUUUGUAACGGGGAUAUAUGGAAAUAUAUUAUCAUCAUCUGUUACAUAUUGUACAACAAAAGUGGGUGCAAGUACAUCAGGCAUGGGGUUAUUAGGAAUCGUAACAUCAGAAUUAAUUUUAUUAUGGCAUAUUAUUAGACAUAGGGAAAGAGUAGUAUUUAAUAUUUUAUUUUUUGCGUUAAUUUCCAUUUUAUAUUAUUUUACCUUUAAUGGAUCAAAUAUAGAUCAUGUUGGCCAUUUAGGAGGUCUUUUAUCUGGUAUAUCUAUUGGAAUGCUUUAUAAUGAGAAGAUGGAAAACAAACCAACAUGGUAUAACAAUGCAAGACUUGCCUCUUAUGCAUGUUUAGCAUUGCUAGCUAUAGUUCCAACUGUUGUUUUGUUUGCUGUUCCUCGUGUAUGCUAG